Peronospora farinosa is the source of this 792-nucleotide messenger RNA. NCBI's taxonomy places the organism in Eukaryota, Oomycota, Peronosporomycetes, Peronosporales, Peronosporaceae. The record is from the annotation of a GenBank genome assembly.
AUGGAACUUUCUGAAGUUGUUGCAAUUGUCACGGGCGGUGGUCAAGGCUUUGGACGCGCUUUUGCGGAAGAGAUUUUAUUUGGACAUGGGAAAGUCAUGAUCACAGACGUGAAUGUGCAAGAAUUGGAAGUUACAGGCAAGGAAUUGCAGCAACAAUUUGGUGAGAGCAAUGUGUGCUGGGAUCGCCAGAACGUCACGGAAAAGAAGAGUUUCUCGUGCGCUUUUGCGUACGCGAGCACGUACUUUGCACAACCUGUGAACGUGUUGGUCAAUAACGCCGGUAUUGCCGGCGAUAUGACGUUUUAUAAGCCAGACAGCACGACCUGGGAGGCCGUCGUGGAGAUCGACCUCGUUGCACUCAUUCGUGGCACGAAAUGCGCCAUUGCCGAGUUCAAACGCACACUUAAUGGCAAAGAAGGUGUCGUUGUGAACCUCGGUAGUAUGGCUGGACUGACUAGCGCACCAUUUGGACCUGAUUAUGCUGCUGCCAAGGCGGGUGUUGUGGGCUUUACACGCUCAUUGUACAUGCUCAAGAAAUCUGACAAUAUCCGUUGCUUUUGCAUGUGUCCGGGCUUUGCAGAGACAGAUAUGGGUCGCAAGGCUCAUGUUGCGGUCCCAGAGUACACCAAUAUGAUGGGUGGUCUCUUGCCUGUCAAGGUCGUCGUGGACGCCUUUUCUGCUGGUUUGCGCGAACCUGAUAAUUCGGGUCGUGUGCAACGCAUUAUGAAGAAGGACACCUCGUACUACCGUUUCCCUGGCGACAAGAUGCUCUUCCCUGAAUCCAAGUUGUAA